AUGCAGCUUUAUCGAGCUCUGAUUCUGUGUGUGACUCUGUCUGCAGUAUGUGGAUUACGAUGCUACACAUGUACAGCCGCUGAUCCUAAAUCCUGCAUAGACAGCAAAUCUUGUGCCGUCAUCUUCAACCGUUGUUUCUCUCUCAGAGUAGACGGUUAUAACUUGGUUACAAAAGGCUGCCAAACCAGCGCAUUUUGUGGUGGUGCUAUGGCUUGCUGUGAAGGGGACCUGUGUAACAGCACUAUUCCAACCGGUUCCAGUGCUUUGCUGCUGUUGGUAUCUUCAGCCAUCCUCAAAUUUCUUUUCUGAGGCCGUGGAAUGAUGUUGUUUUUCUGUUUUUGUUUUUUUAAAGUCCUGCUUUCUGCUUUUAUUUUGUACAACUGAAGAAUAAAUACAUUUUGUGUACCAUCAUUUCAAACAAAAUCGUCCUUGACAUUUUGAUCUUAGUCAAAGUAAUUCAGGGUCCUAUUCAAAUACUGUAUUGCUUCAGCGUUAAGAUUGCCUAAAGCAAAUAAAAAAGCAACCAGAAAAUACAUUUGCAUAUUUUUUGAUUGAUAUGUUUUAACUGGUAACCAGGUCUCUCUUGGAAAUGAGAUUUUUAAUCUCAAUGAGAUUUUUUUUUUUUUACCUGGAUAAAUA
Molecule: messenger RNA, 639 nt
Organism: Neolamprologus brichardi
Lineage: Eukaryota; Metazoa; Chordata; Actinopteri; Cichliformes; Cichlidae
Source: RefSeq, a predicted model, not a curated record